Molecule: messenger RNA, 1735 nt
Organism: Eubalaena glacialis (North Atlantic right whale)
Lineage: Eukaryota; Metazoa; Chordata; Mammalia; Artiodactyla; Balaenidae
Product: high affinity cAMP-specific and IBMX-insensitive 3',5'-cyclic phosphodiesterase 8A-like
Biological process (GO): positive regulation of ERK1 and ERK2 cascade; signal transduction; cellular response to epidermal growth factor stimulus
Molecular function (GO): 3',5'-cyclic-AMP phosphodiesterase activity
Source: RefSeq, a predicted model, not a curated record
AAAUGUGAAGAUGAUACCUGUCAUUGGACAGGGAGGAAAAAUUAGACACUAUGUGUCCAUUGUCAGAGUGUGCAAUGGCAACAAUAAGGCUCAGAAAAUAGCUGAAUGUGUGCAGUCUGACACUCAUACAGAUAAUCAGUCAGGCAAACAUAACGAGAGAAAAAGCUCACUAGAUGUCAGAACUGCUGCCUCUCGAACAAGCAAAGUUUCCAGCCAGAGACGACGCUCCUCCAUGGCCCGGAUACAUUCCAUGUAGAUCGAGGCGCCCAUCACCAAGGCAAUCGAUAUCAUCAGUGCUGCCCAGGAAAGCAGUCCCAUGCCUGUGACAGAAGCCUUAGAUCAUGUGCUGGAAAUUCUAAGAACCACUGAAUUAUAUUCACCACAAUUAGAUGUUAAGGACGAUGAUCCUCAUGACAUUGACCUUGUUGGGGGCUUAAUGUCUGAUGUUUUGCGAAGACCAUCCAGGAAUGAGUAUGUUCUUUCAACAAAAAACCUUCCGCAGGUUUCCAACAGUGUAAUCACCCCCACCUCCCUUCACGACGUCCCAUCACAGAUAACUUGGGCCAUGGAAAAUGAGGAAUCCUGGGACUUUGAUAUUUUUGAACUGGAAGCUGCCACUCAUAAAAGGCCUUUGAUUUAUCUUGGUCUCAAAAUAUUUGCUCGCUUUGGAGUCUGUGAAGUCUUAAAAUGCUCUGAGACAACGCUGAGAUCGUGGUUGCAAAUUAUCGAAGCCAAUUAUCAUGCUUCUAAACCCUACCACAAUUCUACACAUUCUGCUGACGUGCUUCAUGCCACUGCCUAUUUUCUCUGCAAAGAGAGGAUAAAGCAAACUUUAGAUCCACUUGAUGAGGUCGCUGCCCUCACUGCAGCCACUGUCCAUGACCUGGACCACCCCGGGAGAACCAACUCCUUCCUGUGCAAUGCUGGGAGCGAGCUGGCCAUUCUGCAUAACGACACUGCUGUGCUCGAGAGCCACCACGCGGCCUUGGCCUUCCAGCUGACCACUCGUGAUGAUAAAUGCAACAUCUUUAAAAACAUGGAGAGGGAUGACUACCGGACGCUGCGCCAGAGUAUUAUCGACAUGGUCUUAGCCACAGAAAUGACAAAGCACUUUGAGCACGUCAACAAAUUUGUCAAUAGCAUCAACAAGCCCUUGGCAGCAUUAGAGGAAGAUGGGGAAACUGAUAAAAAUCAAGAAGCCAUAAUCACUAUGCUCAGAACUCCAGACAACCACAGUCUGAUCAAACGAAUGCUGAUUAAGUGUGCUGAUGUGUCCAAUCCUUGCCGACCCCUGGAGCAGUGCAUUGAGUGGGCCGCACGUAUCUCAGAAGAAUGUUUUUCUCAGACUGAUGAAGAGAAGCGACAGGACUUGCCUGUGGUGAUGCCACUUUUUGACAGAAAUACCUGCAGCAUCCCCAAAUCCCAAAUCUCUUUCAUUGACUAUUUCAUCACAGACAUGUUUGCUGCUUGGGACGCCUUUGUAGACUUGCCUGAGUUAAUGCAGCAUCUUGACAACAAUUUUAAAUACUGGAAGGGACUGGACGAAAUGAAGCUGCGGAGCCUCCGCCCACCUCCGCAACAGUGGGCGACACUGCCUGGGGCCCUGACGCUGUGUCCCUCCAGUCACUUGGGAUUCCUGAGGGCGGUCAGAGUUCCUUGGUCCUUCCGUCCCCCGGUCUGCAGAGCCUGUCAGAGCACACAGGGACGUCGGCAACCUUCUGUAGCCACCAUCUGA